UGAAAAAGUGCGUUUGGCAGAUUUGUGAAGAAAAACAAUGCUACCAUUCAAUUUCUGAGCGGACCGAAGAUUUUAAACCUUUAUUAGACAAAUAAGUUUUUUUACGUGUUUUGUGGGCGUUCAUUAUUGAGAACGGUCCAGGAGAGCCGAGUUAUUUACUUUUAGCAGGCGGUCAAGAGCAUCUUUGUUACCGUAUUUCUCGGUUUAGCUCUUUUGUAGAAUGCUCAAUGUUUUAUCACCUUGUGGUUAUCUCCGUGCGACAUAACAUCUUUGCCAUAUGCUGGGGUUGUCAUGUCCCAUCCUCGCUUCGCUCCGUAUCUCUCAUAGUGACCCAAAAUCGGGAUGCAGCGCACGGCGUGGAGAUUUUCCCUCUUAUGGUAAGAAAUGACCCUCGCCACUACGUUCUAGGACAUACCUCCACAACUUGUGUCGUGCUUGCUCGUGGGGCCUUAACACACUUGUUACGCCAUGCUAUCAGAGCGCAAAGCACAAUUACCUCAAAAGCACAAUCGCAAUAUCCGUGAACGAACUCGUUUCGUAAACACUGACACGAAGAUAAAUAAUUGAUCGGUGCCAUAACUUCAGAACUCAUGUGGAAGAGUCGGUCUCCAAAUUACACAAUCUCACUGUUUCUGAAAGAAAAUCGCACUCGCCCUUCAAAAAUUGAGUAGCCUUUUCUUUGCUAUUGCAGAACAAGACCAUGAAUCUUUUACUACGUCCAUAGCGUGUGCAAAAUCGAGACACCUUUGGUGCCACGUCUGGGAGGAACAUAACGAGCACAAAAUUUUUGAACCCCAACAUGUCCACAAAAAACGAUGAUACGAUCUCGCCGCUCGCAACGCCCUCGCUAACAAAACGCAUACUCUCGAACAUCAAAGAGUACCGGGGGCGUAACAUCAAAAAGGGCGCCAAUGAAGUGACCAAGAUGAUCAACAGGGGGAAGGCUAUGCUGGUUGUGCUGGCGGCCGAUUGCAAUCCUAUUGAGAUAAUUCAGCACAUACCCGUGCUGUGCAAUGAUAAGGAUGUGUCGUACAUUUAUAUAGAGUCUGGGGAGGCGUUGGGCCGUGCGUGUGGUGUGGAGAGAGGCAUAGCGGCAGCUACGUUUUAUUACGACAGUGAUGAGGCGUACGAUAGGAUGAGAGCCAAUGUGGGAGGUAUUAUCAAUGAUAUUAGAACAUGAUGGGACCAGAGUGGUGUGGGAAGAUGAAUAAACGUACUUUUAGUGAAAAACAGAAUCGGUGCAUGGUGAUGAUUAAAUAUUCUACGGUACGGCAGAUUGCAUAUUCUGACAGCUGACGAGCAAUAUUUGCAUUUUUACACCUGGCAUCUAAGUCUGGUUGAGGAAU
This is a messenger RNA of Vavraia culicis subsp. floridensis, 1346 nucleotides long. RefSeq lists its product as uncharacterized. The transcript has a single exon. Gene Ontology annotation, molecular function: RNA binding. The record is from RefSeq and is a predicted model, not a curated record. Bases 800 to 1180 code for a protein of 126 amino acids. Lineage: Eukaryota; Fungi; Microsporidia; Pleistophoridae. Gene Ontology annotation, cellular component: nucleolus.